AUGGCUUUACAGGAACAUAAAUUUCUAGUUCGGCAAAGAGCCGUUAAGGAAUGGAUCAUAUGUAGUUGCGUCAAUUGCAAUACAGAUACACAUGCAAUUCACUCUCGCAUUGGCUUAGAUAUGGUACUUGCCACUCGAGAAUUACAGCCUUUCGAUGAGGUCGCUGCCACAAAGUCGGAUAAGAUGAGAUUUUGUCCGGCGUUUCGUAUUAAAAUUGGCCUUAGAAACGGAACAGAACCAAACGAUUCAAGAGCUGUCCUUUUUGGAGAAAAAAUUCGAUCUGUAUUCAAUUCUAUUGAUAAAAUUUCACAAAAGUACUUGGAAGUCGAGGAACAUGCUAUGAAGGAAAGAAUCAACUCUUAUAUUGCAAAACAGAAAGCAGAAUACACUGCAUUGAAGGUGCUGAUAAAAAGCCAUGAAGCCUCUCUGCGAAAAGUUGUCAUUAAUGCCACUGGUGAAGAUAUUGAAAGCAAUAUUUCAGAUGCAAUGUUAGAAGAUGAUGGCGAUGAGUUACCAGUAGCUGAUGAUAUAACCGAAGACAAUAGUCAUAAUCAUCAUAAUAUAGAUAAUAUAGCCAAUCGAUCUCAAUGGAAGCAAAAAAAGCCUUGGAAUGAUGACAAAACUAGUUCCUAUUUAUCUCAGAUGUCGAGGAGAUCUGCCGGUCGUCAAAAUAAUGUACCUGAAAUGAAUACUAGUGGUUACCAGGACGAAGAUCCUGAUGCAUUGUUUGCAAUGGAUGAAGAUGAUACUACCAUCGAAAAGCCUAUGCAAUGCGAAUCGGAUGAUUUAUCUAGCAACAGUAAUAGCCAUAGCGACGAUAAUAGUUUGUCCGAAGAAGUUGAAAAUGUAGUUGUUGGGCUACCAGCUACUCGAUUGCGUUCUAUAAGCCGGCCUUGUGCGAAUUCCUUGCCAAUAAAUAUAGGUUUAUUAGAACGCAGUCAGAAGAAGCCUAUUGACAUUGAACCGUUACCAGAAAGGCAUGAUAAUAUAGCCGAAAGUAUGAAGGCUAUCGCAAAUAGCAUCAGUAAGAAAAGUACCGAUAUUUUUGGGGAAUUACCACGAAAUCGCGUCAAUACCUUCAGCAAAUACGACAAAUACGAUUAUAAAUAA
Molecule: messenger RNA, 1110 nt
Organism: Trichoplax adhaerens
Lineage: Eukaryota; Metazoa; Placozoa; Uniplacotomia; Trichoplacea; Trichoplacidae
Exons: 9
Coding region: 1-1110 (369 amino acids)
Biological process (GO): neurotrophin TRK receptor signaling pathway; negative regulation of protein kinase activity; negative regulation of TOR signaling
Cellular component (GO): cytoplasm
Source: RefSeq, a predicted model, not a curated record